AUGUCGGCCGUGGCCGACCCCAAGACUCGUCUCGUCGGUGGCAGUCCGCUGGCGUUCUUUGACAUCGCGGCCUUCGCGUGCGGGUCGCCCCCAGAGCUGAAGGCACUGGCACGGGCCGCCAAGACCGUGGCCGUCGACCUGGAGCAGGCGAGUGGCGCACUGUGGAACAACAUGUACAAGAAGAGGUGGCCUGCCUUCCACGACUUUCUUGACCACCAGGGCCCCCAGCAGUGGGAAGGGCUGUACCAGGACACCCUCGCUGGCAAGACAGAGGUGCUUCUCGAGGUCUUCGACCGCGAGAAGAAGCCAGGCUUCGCGAUGGCCGCCAUGCCAGCCCGGGUCACCUUCGAUGCGGACCGAGGAUGCUACGCGGCGAAGUACAUGAGCGCCCGCGAGAUCCCGCCAGAGCACAUUCCAGAGUGUGAGGGGCACCGCCUCCGGUGCUGCCCACCCGCCGUCCGUGACGCACUGCAGGUGCGCCCGAUUCCGGGCUCGGGCCCGGGCCUGUACAUGGACCGCGUGCUUCCGGGCUUCGAGGGCCUGCAGCCGGGUGCCGGGGUGGAGCUGCAGUGGAGGAUGCAGGAGGGCAGCCCCUUCGGCUGGUGGUACGUACACCUCGACGCCCUCGACCGCGACGAGGGCGGUGCGCUCGCCACCGCGACGGUCACUUUCCGCCACUUUCCAAGCAACUCUCGCUUCUACAGGCUGCAGGUGCGCUUCGGCGACUCGCAGAUGCGGCCCUGCAAGUUUGGGGGCUUCACAGGCGGCAUCCGGAGCACCACAGAGGCCGAGCGGAAGCAUUGGAUGACCUUCUUUCCCCGGCGCAAGGCCUUCGCGUCCGCCGAAGCGGGAUCGUAUACCCUGAUCUUGCGGCUGGUGCUGCCGACCCUGAAGCACCUGCACACCACGUCCAUGCCCGGCCUCGGCACGGCGUGUGGGGCCCACGCGGCCACCGCCGCGGGAGGCAAGGGCAAGGGCGGCAAGGGCAAGGGCGGCAAGGGCGGCAAGGGCAAGGGCAAGGCGAAGGUGGUGAUCGAGCCUCACCGCUUCCCGGGAGUGUUCGUCUCGAAGGGCAAGGACGACUCCCUGGUGACCAGGAACCUCGUGCCGGGCGAGUCCGUCUACGGGGAGAAGCGGCUGGCGGCCGAGGCCGAGGAGGGCGAGGAGAAGGUGGAGUACCGCGUGUGGAAUCCCUUCAGGUCCAAGCUUGGUGCCGGCAUCGUGGGCGGGAUCGAGCAGAUGCCCGUGAAGCCGGGCGCGAAGGUGCUCUACCUGGGUGGCGCCUCCGGGACCACCGUGUCGCACGUCUCGGACAUGAUCGGCCCGGAGGGCGUCGUGUACGCCGUCGAGUUCUCCCACCGCUCUGGUCGUGACCUCACCAACAUGGCGAAGCGCCGCCCGAACGUGGUGCCCAUCGUGGAGGAUGCGCGCCAGCCGCAGAGGUACCGCAUGCUCGUCGGCAUGGUGGACGUGAUCUUUUCAGACGUCGCACAGCCAGAUCAG
Messenger RNA from Prorocentrum cordatum, 1503 nucleotides. NCBI's taxonomy places the organism in Eukaryota, Dinophyceae, Prorocentrales, Prorocentraceae. The record is from the annotation of a GenBank genome assembly.